AUGUCGACGCACUCGGGCGCCUCGGGCAGCUCCGCGGCCAGGAAGAAGACGCCGUGCUCCUUCUUCGCGGCGGGCAAGUGCCGCAACGGCAGCAGCUGCAAGUUCUUCCACGCGCCGCGCGAGGACCUGGCGGUCAGUCCGCUGCCCUGCAAGUUCUUCCUCCAGGGCGCGUGCAAGGCUGGACGAGACUGCAAGUUCUCGCACUCGGCGCAGGCGCAGGCGGCGGCCACGCGCGUGAGCGCCAGCACUGGGGAGAAGACGGUGGCGCCGGGCUCUUAUGGGAUUCCCUGCAAGUUCUUCAAGUACGGAGACUGCUCCAACGGUGACAAGUGCCCGUACCUGCACGUGCAGAAAAAGAAGGAGACGGAGACCGAGCGCAAGGAGAAGGAGAGUACGGAGUUGGAGGCCGAGACGGAAGGCACCUCUACGCCGGAGAAGAAGGCGGACGAGGGAGAAGAGAAGCCCGCUACCCCUGCGGAAGAUGUGACGGAGCUACGGGACUUUAUCUCCAAGGAAGAAGAGUUGUACUACUACGGAGCUCCUGGUGAGUUUGAGGAUACGCCCGCGGAGUCCGGGCCUCCGAUGCCGAAGGAGUCGUACGUGGAAGUGACCAAGAAGAACGUGAGGAACAGACCGCUGUCUUUCGAUGAAGAGCGACCUGCACCUCCCAAAAUCUGCACAUUCUUCUUGCAAGGUCUGUGCCGAUAUGGCGACACGUGCUUUUACUCGCAUUCGCUGCCAGAAAAGGUUGAAAGUGAGGAAGAAAUGCUGGCGAUGGGUGAGGAGAUCCGCCUCUCAGCAGAUCUGGAGUGCGGUAUCUGCUACGAGAAUAUCCUUGGGAAGGGCGAACGCUUUGGGCUGCUAUCCGGAUGCAAUCACUCCUUCUGUCUCACAUGCUUGCGCAAUUGGCGAGGCAGCGCUGAUCAGCCGAAGCAGACCGUGCGCCAGUGCCCUAUGUGUCGUGUGGAGACGAACUUCAUCAUCCCGUCGAGCCGCAUGGUCACCAAGCCGGAGCGCAAGAAAGUCCUCAUCGACGUAUACCGCAAAAACCUGUCGGCCAUUCCUUGCCGCCACUUCGACGAAGGAAGAGGAAUAUGUCCAUUCGGUACCAGCUGCUUCUACGCGCACCGCUAUCCGGACGGCACAUUGGCCUCGCGCGAAGUGCGAACUGCUGUCGACGCCGAUGGCCAGUACGACGUCCUCCGUCAAGUGCGUCUCGAGCACUAUUUCCAACAGAACAGCGCCAGCGAAUAAAUUGCCCCCGUUCUUCCUCGCGUAUGGGCAGAUCGUGUGUCCGUG
Messenger RNA from Phytophthora sojae, 1299 nucleotides. RefSeq lists its product as hypothetical. Gene Ontology annotation, biological process: protein polyubiquitination. The coding region runs from base 1 to 1254 and encodes 417 amino acids. The record is from RefSeq and is a predicted model, not a curated record. Gene Ontology annotation, molecular function: metal ion binding; ubiquitin protein ligase activity. Lineage: Eukaryota; Oomycota; Peronosporomycetes; Peronosporales; Peronosporaceae. The transcript is spliced from 6 exons.